Molecule: messenger RNA, 1311 nt
Organism: Caenorhabditis briggsae
Lineage: Eukaryota; Metazoa; Nematoda; Chromadorea; Rhabditida; Rhabditidae
Exons: 5
Coding region: 1-1311 (436 amino acids)
Biological process (GO): metaphase chromosome alignment; mitotic cytokinesis; meiotic spindle midzone assembly
Cellular component (GO): chromosome passenger complex; nucleus; meiotic spindle midzone
Molecular function (GO): protein serine/threonine kinase activator activity
Source: RefSeq, a predicted model, not a curated record
AUGGGAUUCCAUAUUCUAGUGACACACUCAAGAUUUUCUCUGAGUUUUACGAGAAGGCUGACGAAAUUGCGGACAACGUUACCGCUAAGUACAAGCCGCUGUUUGACGUCAAAGAAGUACUUCAGAAGAUAUUCCCAGAGAUUUAGAACCCAAUCUAGAAACCAAGUAGCGAUAAAGAAAGUGACGAUGGAUCUUCUCGAAACUCAAGUGGAAUCUCUUGAAGACAUGGAAAUCGCUGAAGCUUCAAACAGAACUGAAGAUUUACGUGGUAUCAAAAGUGAAACAUUGACAUCUUCUGAAGAUAUGGAAAUGGAAGGGUCUUCUAAUAAAAUUGAAGAUCGGCGUGGUAUCAGAAGUCAAACUCUGGCGCAAUCACGACGCAAUAUUAAUGAUAAUCAAUUGACGACCGAUGGAAUUAAGAUCGAUUCGGAGCGAAUUCAAGAAGUGGGAAAUAUUAGUUCUGUUAUCGAGAUUGUUGAGAAGAAUGGGAUUGAGGAAAGUAAGCCUGGAGCCUUCACAAGCACAGGCCAAAUACACAAAGAAAGAAUCACAGUUAUGAAAUCUUCGAAGUUGACUUCGCCAAUGUCAAAGGCUUCAUCUACAGUAUCAUCUCACCAAUAUUCCAACCGGGACAACUUACAUACGCCAAAAACCACCAACAUCCGUCUCAGAAUUCCUAAGGUGGACCCAACCAAACUACACACUGCAAAGAAAGAGAAUCGUGGUUCGGAUAGUCAAGGUAGUAAAAUGGCACAUGCUAAUGAACUUCGUUCGAAACUGUUGCUACUGAAAAAGGAGAAACUUCGCGAGGACAACGAAAGAAAGGCAUCGGAAGUCUUGGGAGAGGAAAAAGUCGUUGGAAGAGCAGAAAAUGAAGCAAAAGUCGUCUUCUCGACAUGGUGCAUCACACACUCUGUCAAGAAACAAAAAACUGGAUUCACCACAAACUUGAACAAAAUGACUUCUCAUCGUGGUGUCUGCCGGGGGAAUACAACAUCUGACUACGGUUUAGACGACUUGAACAGCGACAAUGACACGGACGAUGAGAAUAAACCACGAAAGGAAAUUCCAAUGUGGGCAGAAUUCAGUUUUGUGAAGCGUAGUGUUCGUGAGCACAUUGAGAAUCCUCCAUUCGAUCUGGAUGAGUUCUUUGGGAAAAUCGAAAAGCUUAAUGAUCUCAUUAUUCCAUUUGAAUCCAACCGGAUUUCCAUUGACAUCCAACUGAAAUCGAUGAUACAGUUUGUCAGUGAGCUUAUCAGCCAUGAGAGCAUUUUCACCAAUUAUGCUCUUGUGAUAUACUCGCCCUGUUGA